GCGGGCGGCAGCUCCCCCGGAAAGGCGGGGCGUCGCGUCGGGUUGGUGACGUGCGGGCGUCGCGCAUGCGGGCCUUCCUUUUCUGGGUGGCAGCGAGAGAGGCAGCACCAUGAAGGCGUCGGGCACCCUGAGGGAGUACAAAGUUGUUGGGAGAUGCCUCCCCACUCCUAAGUGCCCAACACCACCUCUCUAUCGUAUGCGCAUCUUUGCUCCUAAUCAUGUUGUUGCAAAGUCCCGUUUCUGGUACUUUGUCUCUCAGCUGAAGAAGAUGAAGAAAUCUUCUGGGGAAAUUGUGUACUGUGGACAGGUUUUUGAGAAGUCUCCGUUGAAGGUGAAAAAUUUCGGUAUCUGGCUGCGCUAUGAUUCUCGUAGUGGAACUCAUAACAUGUACAGGGAGUACAGGGAUUUGACAACUGCUGGAGCUGUUACACAGUGCUAUCGCGAUAUGGGAGCCCGUCAUAGAGCUCGUGCUCACUCAAUUCAGAUCAUGAAAGUUGAAGAGAUCGCUGCUAACAAGUGCCGCAGACCAGCUGUCAAGCAGUUCCAUGAUUCCAAAAUCAAGUUCCCUCUGCCACAUAGAGUUCUGCGUCGUCAACAUAAGCCGCGCUUCACCACCAAGAGACCAAACACGUUCUUCUAAAUGCAGAUUUGGUUCAUUUGCUCUGAGUUUCAAUAAAGUUCUUUUUGAACUUCUGA
Messenger RNA from Podarcis raffonei (Aeolian wall lizard), 696 nucleotides. It is a transcript of the gene RPL18A, whose product is annotated as ribosomal protein L18a. The record is from RefSeq and is a predicted model, not a curated record. The transcript has 5 exons. Lineage: Eukaryota; Metazoa; Chordata; Lepidosauria; Squamata; Lacertidae. Gene Ontology annotation, molecular function: structural constituent of ribosome. Gene Ontology annotation, cellular component: ribosome; cytosolic large ribosomal subunit. Bases 110 to 640 code for a protein of 176 amino acids. Gene Ontology annotation, biological process: translation.